Messenger RNA from Rhipicephalus microplus (southern cattle tick), 1341 nucleotides. RefSeq names its product nurim homolog. Lineage: Eukaryota; Metazoa; Arthropoda; Arachnida; Ixodida; Ixodidae. Gene Ontology annotation, cellular component: nuclear membrane. The record is from RefSeq and is a predicted model, not a curated record.
AUCGCGCGAAGACGAUCUACGUCGCGUCGCUCGUCGCUGUCGCGUGCAUUUUCGCGCUUAUGAGGUUUGGCCUUUAGUGCCAAUUCUGUUUGACAUUUUUUUUUUUUUUCUGUGUUGGUAGGUCCUUGAAACCGUGAAUGUAUCGACGCGAUUUCGGCGUGCCUGCAUAUUCACUCGUGCACCAAUGCGCGUAGCAGGUGCGUCCACUGUUAAAGGCUAAGAAACGCAUUAAACGCGCUAAAAACGAGCAAUUACACGCUUUCACACGCUCGGGCACGCGCGCUCCCAUUGCAGACGCUCCCGAAAUAUUUAAUAAAACAGCACAACGACUACGCAUGGCUGUUCGGCGUGUUGUGAACGUCGCUGUGUCGAUAUUUGUGUCCGGUUUUGCCGUUUGUACUGCCGGCCAGCUUGCAAGUUUCCUCUCAUGGAGCAGUUCAAAUAAUGCGGCGAUCCAAGUAUAUCGCAGCCCUCUAAUAUGCGUGCUGUGGGAUGUUGGCCUUGCACUGCAGUUCUGUUUUCAGCACAGUGUCCUCUGCUGGCCCAAAGUGUGUUCAGCAAUGGAUCACAAUUGUGGAGCUCUCUCGAGGAGUGCUUAUUUGAUGACCAGCUGCCUGUCAUUAAAGCUACUGAUGCUGCUGUGGUUGCCCCUGGACAGUCACAUCUUAUGGGCCAUAAAGGAGGAUUCUCCUCUCUCAUGGACACUUGCUACCAUCCAUAUUAUUUGCUGGGCUGCUAUCUACAUUGGUUGCAUCAUCAGUGACCUUGGUGAGCUGGCUGGAAUUAAACAGGUUUGGAGCGGCGCAGAGAGCAGCACGUACAACAGCUCAAAGUCAUCGCAGUUGGAGCACUUUUUGCAACACAUGAGGCACCCCAGUUUGGUCGCACUGAGUGUCAUUCUCUGGUUUUACCCUAUUAUGACCCUAGACAGAGCUGUCCUGGCUCUAAUUUUCACCAUCUAUCCUUUUGGCUGGUUCAAGACCCAAGUGGAAGACUACAAAUACUGCCAUUGCUUCUGGAGGUCUAAGCUUGUGGGCCUGUUGCCCAAAGCUCUGUUGUAAUCAGUGACAAGGCUAGAUCAUCAUGUAGAUGACACAUUGGACAUCGCUCGAGGCUUGCUUUGUGCACAAAUUUCAGCAUUAUGUAUGUAGUAUUAUUCUCACUCGUGUAUUUACCACAGCAACCAAGCUUUCAUCUGGUUAUCAGAAACACAUACACCCUUGUGUUGUAGCUAUAUAUCAUUUUGAUUACCUCUAUUGCUAUUUGUGUAGUGUAUAUGACAUCAUUUAUUAUAGCAUUUAUGUAGAAGGAUAAGCACUUCUAUAUAAACUGCAACAAAUA